Messenger RNA from Peronospora matthiolae, 2541 nucleotides. NCBI's taxonomy places the organism in Eukaryota, Oomycota, Peronosporomycetes, Peronosporales, Peronosporaceae. The record is from the annotation of a GenBank genome assembly.
AUGUCCUCUGCUCAUGAUGCCACCACCAAGAUCUCCAUCGACAAGUUCGACGGCAACAACUACGCGACGUGGAGCCGCUACAUGCGUGGCGUGUUCCUGACCAAGUCGGCGUGGCACGUGGUGAACCGGGAGACCACCCCCACCUUCGCCGAUCCUCGCGCCAGUGACGACUACGUCAAGACGAACAACAUUGCGUUCGGCUUGAUGCUGCUGCACAUGAGCGCGGAUUAUCAUCACGUGGUUGAUGACUGUGAAGAGGCGUGGGUCGCGUGGGCGCGCUUGAAGACGCUGUACGGCGGGUCGCAGAAGGCUGGACGCAUCUACUUGAAGCGCCAGCUGUUCAGCAUGGAGAUGGCGGAAGGCGGCAAUGUGAUGCAUCAUUGCAACGAAGUCCUCAACAUCAGCGCGAAGCUCAGCAGCAUCGGCGCCAAGAUGGAGGACGAGGACGUGGCGAUCUGCUUGUUGCGCAGCCUCCCCAAGAGCUACGAGAACGUCGUGCUGAACUUGGAGAUGAGCAGCGCGGCACUGCGGUCGCGAGACGUCUUGAGAGUGCUCACAAAUGAGCACAUCAAGAGGCAAGGUGACAAGACGACAUCGGUGAAGACUGAAGACGCGGCGAAGGCGUUCAGUACCGAGCGUGAACCUCGCCAAUGUACAUACUGCGGAAAAUUGGGGCACACGGCAGAGCGGUGCUGGACCAAGCAGAAGGACGAAAAUCAAGGUGGAGCUCGACGCGGCGGCAACAAUGCUCGUGGACGCGGAGCCAACAACGUUCAGUGGCGAACCAACAACAGCAACGACGACAACUACGAUCGAGUUGCGUUCGCGGUUUCGCUGGAGGCUGGACUUUCGACGGGCAAGAAUAUGCCAGGGAUGUGGGCAGUCGACAGCGGUGCGACGCAUCACAUCUGCAACGACAAGGCCAAGUUUGCAAGCCUGAAUGAGCGAGAGGAAGGCGAACUAUCAGUGGCUGAUGGCAGCAAGGCUGCGAUCAAGGGUGUGGGAACCAUCAUGGAACGGGUGGUUCUGCCCAAUGGUGACGAACGCGACAUCGAGAUCAAGGACGCACUGUUCGUACCAAGUAUGAGCAAGAAUCUGCUUUCGGUACCACAGAUCAACAAGGGUGGCAGGUUCCAAGUCGUGUUCGAUGGAUCCAAGAUGCAAGUGAAGCGCAAGAAUUCCACACAAGUCGUGGCAACAGCGGAUCUCGUCGAUGGACUUUACUGGCUGCGGACUCCUCAACGAUCGGCAAAUGCAGCAACACGCAAUGGGACCAUCGACUUGCAUGCGCGCAUGGGUCAUGCACCCCUCGAAGUUCUGCGCAAGAUGGUGGCCACUGGCAUGAUCAAGGACGCCAAGGCACCUCUCAACUCGACUGGUCCAAGUGUAUGUCGCGGUUGCCAGCAAGGAAAGAUGGUCCAAAAACCAUUCCCAACCAACCGUGACAAACGCCAAUAUGGUAUGUUCGAGUUGCUGCACUUCGACAUCUGCGGGCCAAUGGAACAAGUCUCGAUCGGCGGCAGCAGAUACUUACUGCUUGUGGUUGACGAAGCCAGCGGUUGCAUGAAGGGCUUCUGUCUGCGGUCCAAGUCUGAGAGUGGAGACUGUAUCAAGAACCACAUUAUCAAGAUUCAAACUCAGUUCGGCACGAAGAUCAAGUUUGUUCGGCACGAUGGAGCGCAUGAGUUUGCGACCAACUCCAUCAAGACCUUCUACGAAGAUCAUGGUAUCGAACAACAGAUCACGGUGCCGUAUGCACACCAGACCAACGGCACCGCAGAACGCGCGAUAAGGACCAUCGUCACGAUCGGACGCAGCUUGUUGCAUCAUGCAAAGCUGGAGAAGUGUUUCUGGGCUGAAGCGGCAAUGACGGCGAUCUACAUCAAGAACCGCCUGCCUUCACCCAAGAUCGACCACAAGACUCCGUUCGAGAUCGUGUACAAGUCGAAACCAAGUGUCAAGCACAUGCGCGUGUUUGGAUGUCGGGCGUUUAUCCUGACACCAAGGGAGAAGCGAUUGAAGUGGGACCCGAAGGCUCGUGAAGGGAUGUUCAUGGGCUACGAGGAAGCGUCAAAAGCUUAUCGAGUGUACGACAUUGAGGCGGGCCAAGUGGUGAUCAGUCGUGACAUCACCUUCGACGAAUCGACUUUUGACUUUUCGAUGGACCGACCAAGUGACGAUGAUGAAGAUGCGGAGUUGGACCUCGACCUCCUGGCGAUCAACGAGGACGACGUGCGUCAAACCGUCUCCAAGCAUACUGGCAAGCGCAAGAGUGAAGCAAGACUCGGCAUGUCACGUUCAGCUCGCCCUCGAACUGGGUUGGAACAAGCAAGUGCGCCGGAACACGUCUCCAACCGUCACCAGAAACGACGAUCAAGUGCUCCAGAAACGAUGUCUGAUGACGAAGAAGAUGCGAGCGACUACGAUCAAGAUGACGACUCGACGCCUCCAACAUUUUGGCGUGCAAGUGCAAACGCAGUGGAAGCAACGGACCUAGCAGAACCUGUGACUUUUCAAGACGCGAUCAAUGGUCCUGAUUAA